AUGUGUCGGGAUAAGGAAGGGGGUAUCUUGACGGAUGAACGUGAGGUGAUUGAAAGGUGGAAGCAGCACUACGAUGAACAUCUGAAUGGCGCAGAGGCAGAGGACCAAGGCAGCAGGAUGAAUGACAUCGUCGCUACAGCGGAUGAGGGAAACAUGACGGUUCCCACGAUAGAUGAAGUUAAGGAUGCUAUCCGACAGCUUAAGAACAACAAAGCAGCUGCAUCACUAUGGCGCAGCCAGCGAAAAGCCUUAAAUGCCACCUUUGCACCAUCCGUUCUGAACAGUUUUAUUCCCAGAUUCGAGCGCUUCGCGAAGCUCCUGGUUCAGGACCUGUCCGAGAGCGCAGGCUGCACCGUCAACUUGCUCCGGUUUUCUUCGGCAUGUACUUUUAAUAUGAUUUGCCACACCACAAUGGGUAUCGAGGAAAGCGAUAAGGAGGAAAUCGAGACCUUCGUUUCCAAUAUGGAUCAACUUACAGAGAUUGUUGGUCGAAGAUUCCUCUCCGUUCAUCUGCACUCGGAACGCGUAUAUCGGAUGACGGCAACGUACCACCGAGAGAUGGAAUUCCGUAGAAAGUGCAACAAUUAUGCAAUGAAAAUUUUGAACGAGAAGAUGCAAAACAAAGACAACAAUCGAACGCGAAAAGUCUUCAUCGAGCAACUGUUGGAUGGAAGCACGUUAGGACGUACCUUCACAACUACGGAGAUCGUUCAGAAUGUGUAUGGAAUGCUGGCCGCUGGUAGCGAAACCACCGCGUUGACAAUUGCUCAUGCGUGUCUGUUUUUGGCCAUGUUUCCGGACAUCCAGGAAAAGGUUUUCGGUGAAAUUUUUACACUGUGGCCAGACUCCGAUCAACCUCUUACAGCGGCAACUCUUUCCGAUUUAGUCUACAUGGAAGCGUUUCUGAAGGAAGUCCUAAGGCUGUGUCCGGUGGCCCCGAUUAUAGCACGGGAGUCAUCAGCACCUGUGGAACUGGACGGGGUCAAUUUUCCGAAAGGAACGAUCUUCAUUCUAAAUUUCCUAACUUUGCAUCGGCGAUCGGAAAUUUGGGGAUCGGAUGGCGACUGCUUCGAUCCGGAGCGUUUCCUCACGGGGAAUGUAGAAAAUCGGCACCCGUUUGGAUUUCUUCCGUUCAGCGGUGGUCAACGCAACUGUAUAGGUCAACGGUACGCCAUGAUGAGUCUCAAGGUGAUGGUGGUGCAGUUGCUGAGAAGUUUUCGAAUAUCAACUCAAUUACGUUACGAGGACCUACGGUUUCAAUUUGGAUUGCUUCUGGAGCUGUCUUCCGAAUAUCUUGUUCAAUUUGAUAAGCGGUCCGUCGAUCCGUUUCAAAAUGAGACUGGAAAAAUCUUCAAAGAAAAAGAUCUGCUUUGCUAG
Messenger RNA from Ochlerotatus camptorhynchus, 1377 nucleotides. RefSeq names its product cytochrome P450 4c21-like. Lineage: Eukaryota; Metazoa; Arthropoda; Insecta; Diptera; Culicidae. The coding region runs from base 1 to 1377 and encodes 458 amino acids. The record is from RefSeq and is a predicted model, not a curated record. Gene Ontology annotation, molecular function: oxidoreductase activity, acting on paired donors, with incorporation or reduction of molecular oxygen; heme binding; iron ion binding. The transcript is spliced from 5 exons.